This is a messenger RNA of Exophiala mesophila, 2089 nucleotides long. RefSeq lists its product as uncharacterized. The transcript is spliced from 2 exons. NCBI's taxonomy places the organism in Eukaryota, Fungi, Ascomycota, Eurotiomycetes, Chaetothyriales, Herpotrichiellaceae. The coding region runs from base 334 to 1842 and encodes 502 amino acids. The record is from RefSeq and is a predicted model, not a curated record. Gene Ontology annotation, biological process: mRNA 3'-end processing. Gene Ontology annotation, cellular component: RNA polymerase II, holoenzyme. Gene Ontology annotation, molecular function: RNA polymerase II C-terminal domain binding.
AAGAUCGACGAUUCAAAGACUUUUGCCAUUGGUAUCACUAUCGAAUUUUCCAUCAAAUUCAGCUUGAUCAAGAAAGGGAAAGGCUACACAUACACACAGACACACACACUGGAAACGCAUGCCUAGCGCGCAAGACCAUCUCUAGUCCCGUAGUGUAGCUGUUUUACCUACCCUUUCUGUGAUCUUUGCUCAACAAGAGACAGGUCAGAUCAGAGCACAGCAACCCACCCAGCCAUCACAGACCACAGAGCAGCACCCUCUGGUCCCCGCGGGUCUUGUUGAAGUUUGGAUCGGUCACCAUCAUUCUGGCAUCCUGGCAUCCUUUAGAUCAAAAUGUCUUUCACCGACGAAGCUCUAAAAGCAAAACUUUCCACCUUGAACGAAACUCAAGAUAGUAUCGUCUCAGUUUCGCAAUGGAUUAUGUUCCACAAGAGACAUGCGGAUCGCAUUGCUCAUUACUGGCUGACUCGACUCCGCGACUCACCACCCGCCAAGCGUCUCAACUUCAUCUAUCUCGUCAAUGACAUUGUCCAGAAUGCCCGAGCUCGCAAACGACCCGAGUUUCCAGAUGCAUUCUCUCCACUGAUGCCAGAAGCCAUUUCCACCGCCUAUCGAUCCUCUCCACCAGAGAUCCAGUCCAAAAUCCGUCGAGUCGUCGAGGUCUGGCGCACGCGCAACGUCUUUGACCCCCAGACGCAGGAAGCCAUCGAAGCACGAAUCGACCAAGUCGACAAGUCCAAGGGAUCUAGCGGCAAGAAGACACUGAUGGGACAGUCUUUAUUUAGCUCCAACUCCUCCACCGGAAUGCCCAAGGAGCUCGAAACCCUGGCACCUCUCCAGGUCGCUGUGACUAAAGAAACCAUCUCAGCACGCCCUGCCAUCGACGCUGCGCAAAACGAAUACGUCAAGCUUAACGAUCCUGAUGUCACUUUGCCUAGUCCGCCAGUACAUGCAGCUCGGUUGUCCAGUCUGAUCAAAUCCCUUGCAGCAGCAGAAUCUUCGGUAUCCGCUAGCAUCAAAGCUCGCAAAGCCCUGAUUGCCGACCUCGAACGAAUUCUGGACAUCAACAAAUCUGCGCUGGCAAAAGACGAGCAGACUCAUUUGGAGCUUCAUAGUCGUAAGAUUAGCACCGAGGCCAAGAAACGCGAGGUCGAGGAUGGAAUCAUCCGUGGUUUGUCGUCCGUUGAACCCGACACCAACCAUGCCGGCAACAACAACAACAACGACGAAUACAAUCCUGUUGACGGACUGCGAUCACCACCACUCAACGACAACGGCCACGGCAGUAACAACGAAUUCAACCGUCCGGAAAUCGAGGCACUGACACCCGAGGCUGAUCAAGAUCUGGAAGAACCAGACGGUUAUGAUCCCAAUGCAUCUCUAACCUCAUUCUCGCAAACCAGUGCACAACCGCCGUCAUCAUCAACCACCCCCAAUCCCAUUAUUCCCAACAACCCCGCCGUCUCCGCCGCACUAGCUCGUUUCGCCGGAUUCAACAGCGGCGAUCUAGACUUGAGUUCCAUUGCCGACAAUGCUGGCGGAUACAACCCAUCUCAAAGCUCACCGACCUUGGCAGGAAACACGACUUCAUCUAUGCCGGUAAUGAACUCCAAUAGCUUACGCAUGCGGUCUUCAAGCGGUAGUCCUGGCGUCAACGGCGGCGGAAGUAGCGGCUAUGGCGCAAAACGUCGGAAACUGAGUCAUGGCGCUGAAGAGGAGAUGGUGCCCGAUUUUGGAGAAAUGGGUAUGGAAGGUUUUGGUGGUGCCGGUGAUGAAGCUGUCUUGACUACUUUGGAUGAAGACGUGGAUGAACUUAUUCGGCAAGGACGAGGGGAUUCCUAAAAAAGGAGAGAAAAUGAAAGCCCAAGGUCCUCGGGGGCUUUGGAGCCUGUAUUUCAGUAAGUGUGGGAUCAAGUUAUCUUGGUGCCUGGGUUGGUCAGGGAGUGCGAGAAAGGAGGAAGAAGGUCAAGAACAUUCUUUUCCCCAAAGGCAUGAGUCAGUGCUGGGAUAGCUCAAUGUAUGUAUUAUCAUGGCAAGGUAUUGUCCAUUACGGAUCGAUAUCUCUUGUCCUCGUUCCCCUUCUUGUCUU